AUGAAAUUUUUGGCUAAAAAUAAUUUUAUUAGGCAGAUUUUACAGGAGACAAAAAAAAUUAUUUUUAGCCCUUCUUUAAAAAUGAGAAGAAUUAUGAUGACAAGCAAAGAAAUACAAAAUUUGUAUUUUCAAGUAAAAUCGUCAAAACAAAGGCAAAAAUGUCCUUGUUGUUUAUCUAAUACUCGAAUAGAAUGCCCCGAUGGCUUUUUUGCGAUGCAAAUGGAAAGGGUGCAGAUUGUUAUUUAUUACCUGGAAAAGCACUUUUUUCAAACGUUCACACCUUGA
Messenger RNA from Vairimorpha ceranae, 285 nucleotides. RefSeq lists its product as hypothetical. The record is from RefSeq and is a predicted model, not a curated record. The coding region runs from base 1 to 285 and encodes 94 amino acids. The transcript has a single exon. Lineage: Eukaryota; Fungi; Microsporidia; Nosematidae.